AUGAAACACAUUAUCAACCUGUAUGAAAGCAUCAACAGUACAGCAAGAAAUAAUUCAGACUGUCCUCCUGUGGUUUUGCCAGAAGAGAUAUUUUUCACAAUAUCCAUUGUUGGGGUUUUGGAGAAUCUGAUGGUCCUUCUGACUGUGAUCAAGAAUAAGAAUCUUCAGUCACCCAUGUACUUUUUCAUAUGCAGCUUGGCUAUUUCCGAUAUGCUGGGCAGCCUGUACAAGAUCUUGGAAAACAUCCUGAUCAUGUUCAGAAACAUGGGUUACCUCAAGCCUCAAGGCAGUUUUGAAACCACAGCAGAUGACGUGGUGGACUCCCUGUUCAUCCUCUCCCUCCUUGGCUCCAUUUGCAGCCUGUCUGUGAUCGCCGCUGACCGCUACAUCACAAUCUUCCACGCUCUGAGGUACCAUCGCAUCGUGACCCCACGCCGUGCCCUUGUCGUCCUGAUGGUCAUCUGGACGUGCUGUAUGGGCAGCAGUAUCACCAUCGUGACCUUUUCCCAUCAUGUCCCCACGGUGAUCGCCUUCACAGCGCUGUUCCCACUGAUGCUGGCCUUCAUCCUCUGCCUCUACCUGCACAUGUUCCUGCUGGCCCGCUCCCACGCCAGGAGGACCUCCACGCUUCCCAGAGCCAACAUGAGAGGGGCUGUCACACUGACUGUUCUGCUCGGGGUCUUCAUUUUCUGUUGGGCACCCUUUGUCCUUCAUGUCCUCUUGAUGACAUUCUGCCCGGCUGACCCCUACUGUGCCUGCUACAUGUCCCUCUUCCAGGUGAACGGUGUGUUGAUCAUGUGUAAUGCCGUCAUUGACCCCUUCAUAUAUGCCUUCCGGAGCCCAGAGCUCAGGGACGCAUUCAAAAAGAUGACCUUCUGCAACAGGUACCAGUAG
Balaenoptera acutorostrata (minke whale) is the source of this 894-nucleotide messenger RNA. RefSeq names its product melanocortin 2 receptor (gene MC2R). Gene Ontology annotation, molecular function: corticotropin receptor activity. The coding region runs from base 1 to 894 and encodes 297 amino acids. The record is from RefSeq and is a predicted model, not a curated record. NCBI's taxonomy places the organism in Eukaryota, Metazoa, Chordata, Mammalia, Artiodactyla, Balaenopteridae. The transcript has a single exon. Gene Ontology annotation, cellular component: membrane. Gene Ontology annotation, biological process: G protein-coupled receptor signaling pathway.